Messenger RNA from Bactrocera oleae (olive fruit fly), 938 nucleotides. RefSeq lists its product as uncharacterized. The record is from RefSeq and is a predicted model, not a curated record. Lineage: Eukaryota; Metazoa; Arthropoda; Insecta; Diptera; Tephritidae.
AGUGCGAGCUGUCACUCUCGUAAGCACCAAUUCCAUUUGAACUGACAGUUUUAGAUCAGUUAAUGGCUCGUCGUCAACGAAGCAUAUCGUGAAUAUAAAUUCGAAAACGUUGCGAUUCGUGGUCUCUCAUCAAAAAGAUGGCAUUGAGAACGGUUUUCAUGGCACUCUGCCCAUUUUUGCUGUGUUUUGAUUAUGUGAUUUCAACGCAUGUAUUUAACGUAAGAAAACAUAGACAGGCUAGGACACUGAUAUAUCCCCCCACAGCGCCAACUCGUCUACAAUUUAUUGGCGGCAUUGGUAUACCCGUUGAAGAUCUAACUUAUGAAUCGGUUACCUCUGGUUAUGUACUAAAAGCAGAAUAUUUUCUACCCGAAACGGCGGACGAAUGGCGCCCAACGUAUUUGAAGCCACAAUCUGUAAACAGACGUAGCUUUGGGAAUGAUGAUUAUCACAAUAAUACAAUUACGCAUGCGCAGAAGACCGGCAAGCGGCAAAGUGCCAGUUUCCACACUAAUUGGCAGAGCAAACAGCAAACGGCUGCGGCCUAUCGUUGGCUCAUCUACAGAGCCAUGGAAAUCUUGAUGAAUAGAGCGGGUCUGGCGGGGCGUGAAUGUAUGCUGCGGAGCAUUUGUGAGCAUGCGGCAAUACCGUUACAUUACGAUAAUGGCAUUUUGGGAGAGAUAUUGCACAUUAUUUUGACUCCUUCACGCUCACGUGAUGAGCUCGGCAAUCCGAAUGACAAAGAUUAUGGACACGCGGAACGUAUUGGCCGAAAAGGCGGUAACUGUGCAGCCACCUAUCCUGCGUGUGCCUACGCGCCAAUCGAACAAAUUACAACCGUUUUAGAGCUGGACGAUUAAAAAAUAUAUUUAUGAAGUUUUUAAUAAAAAAAGUUAAAAAAAUCUUUUAUUCUAUAAAGCCGGAACGGUGGUGGUCAU